Messenger RNA from Neltuma alba, 1305 nucleotides. Its product is annotated as glyoxylate/hydroxypyruvate reductase HPR3. Gene Ontology annotation, cellular component: cytosol. Gene Ontology annotation, molecular function: glyoxylate reductase (NADPH) activity; NAD binding; hydroxypyruvate reductase [NAD(P)H] activity. Bases 94 to 1071 code for a protein of 325 amino acids. The record is from RefSeq and is a predicted model, not a curated record. The transcript is spliced from 2 exons. Lineage: Eukaryota; Viridiplantae; Streptophyta; Magnoliopsida; Fabales; Fabaceae.
GUUUCGUUCUCGUCUUCUAGGUCAUGUGACUCCUCCUGACUGCUACACUGACUCGGCAUCUCUCCUCUCUUCUCUUGUUGUGAAGGCCCAUCAAUGGCGAACGAUCUCCCGCGCAUACUAGUUCUGGGUCCUCCACUGAUCUUCCGAGAUUUCCAAUCCCGAUACUCUCACUCUUACAAAUUCCUCAACUUCUUCGCCUCUUCCUUUUCCCUUCCCCAAUUCCUCUCCUCCCUUAGCAUUCAUCCCUCUUCAGUUCGCGCCAUUCUGUGCAACCCUAUGCAGCGGGUCCCCGCCGAUGUCCUCCGCUCCCUCCCCUCCCUCGGCCUCAUCGUCACCACCAGCAUGGGCACCGACCACAUUGAUAUGGCCGAGUGCCGACGCCUCGGCGUCCGGGUGGCCACCGCGGGUGGAGUCUACACCGAGGAUGUCGCCGACUUGGCCGUCGGGUUGCUGAUUGAUGUUCUGAUGAGGAUAUCCGCUGCUAAUCGAUGUGUCCGGAAAUUGCUUCGAUCUGAGGAGCCCCGGAACACUCCUCCGGCUUCACGGGUGGGAGGCAAGCGAGUGGGAAUAGUUGGGUUGGGAAAAAUAGGGAUGGAAGUGGCGAAAAGACUCGAACCCUUUGGCUGCAAAAUAAUGUACAAUUCAAGAACCCCGAAAAUUUCUGUGCCAUACCCAUUUUACGGCAGCGCCGUUGAGCUGGCGGCUAACAGCGACGUUCUUGUUCUGUGCUGUGCAUUGACGGAGCAGACUCAUCACAUAGUGGACUCACAAGUGAUGGAGGCACUGGGAAGAGAGGGAGUGAUAGUGAAUGUGGGAAGAGGAGGCCUGAUUGAUGAGAAGGAACUGGUGAGGCGUCUGGUGAAUGGGCAGAUUGGAGGAGCCGGUUUGGAUGUGUACGAGAAUGAGCCUCACGUUCCCUCUGAACUCUUCUCUUUGGAUAAUGUCGUGCUUUCCCCACACGCUGCUGCACUCACCUCUGAGUCUUUCAAUCAGAUAUCGAACCUUGUUGCUGCUAAUCUGCGUUCUUUCUUUGAAGACAAACCCUUACUUACUCCCGUCAUGGAGAAUUGAAGGAUUAAGAUUAUUUACAUUCACACAGUAAAUGUGCAUGCUGUAUUUCAAGAGUCUUGCGCUUCUAAGAUGUGCGUUUACUGUAAUUGCUCUGUUCUGCCAGCCCAAACCAGAUUAAGCCUUUUGUUUGACAUCCACAACAAUCAAUAAAUGGAAAAAGAGAUGUUGAAUAUAAAGAUGAGGUAUAGAUCUCUCAUAGUGAAUGCAUGAAUCGUGCGUGUAUAUGAACAUAAA